AUGGCUUCCUCGGCGCAACAGCACGUAAACGAAGAGUCGUACAGCUCACGACAACAGCGGUCGGAGCUUGAGAACAUGGCCGACCUGCCUUCUGAGCUUGAGAAAGAGUUGGAUCGCUUAGACGAAGAGUUUUGGAUCUCCGGCGACAAGUUGAAGCAAAUCGUCAAACGGUUCCGCGAAGAGCUGGACGAAGGCUUAGCCAAGCACCAUCAGAACAUUGCGAUGCAUCAGACCUGGGUACAUCAUCUUCCUUCAGGAAACGAAAGGGGUACUUUCCUCACCCUGGACCUUGGCGGAACCAACCUGAGAGUCUGUGAGAUAACACUACAUGGACACGAGAAGAAGGGCAAAGAGAAGACUGAGCUGGAUCAAAAGCAGUACAGGCUGCCCGAGGAACUCAAGAAAGGUGACGCAGAUGGCUUGUGGAACUUCAUUGCAGAAGAGCUGGAAGACUUCGUAAAGAACAAAGGUCUGGACAAGCAGUACACCAAAGAAAAGCCAAUGCCGCUCGGUUUCACUUUCUCUUACCCAGCAACACAAGCGCGCAUCGACCAUGCCGUGCUCAAGACAUGGACCAAGGGUUUCGACAUCAGCGGCGUAGAAGACCACGACGUCGCCCAGCAGCUCCGCGAGAAGAUCGAAGAACGAAAUCUGCCCAUCGAACUGAUUUGCGUGAUCAACGACACCGUUGGCGCAAUGAUAGCAUCUGCCUACAACGACCCCAAAACCAUCAUUGGCGCCAUCUUCGGCACGGGCUGCAACGCAGCAUACAUGGCCAACCUAUCCAGCAUCGGAAAAAUGAAGGAGCCCGACAGGCGCACCGCCAGCGCCCAAAGCGACAAAAUGGCAAUCAACUGCGAGUACGGCGCCUUCGACAACGCCCACCGCGUCCUCCCCUGGACACAAUAUGACAAGCAGAUCGACGCCGAGUCUCCACGCCCUGGCGAACAGGCCUUUGAGAAACUAUCCGCAGGCCUGUACCUCGGAGAAAUCUAUCGUCUCAUCGUGCUUGAGCUCGCAGACCAGGGCCUUGUGUUCAAGGACCAGGAUAUCAGCAAAUUGAGGAAAUCAUACUCAAUUGAUACGGGUUUCUUAUCGCAGGUGGAAGACGACGAUUCCUCCUUCUUCACCAAAUCUCGCUCUCUCUUCAGAGACCUCCUUAACCUUUCCCCGUCGGAUGUCGAAAUCGAGCUCUCGCGGCGCAUCGCCGAAUUAAUCGCUUUCAAGAGGAGGUGGGCGAAGGCGCUGGGUGAGAUUCUGGGGUGGAGUGACGAGGAGAAAAGGGAAGGGGAGGGGCCGAUCAAGAUAACGUCUGCGGAGGAUGGGAGUGGGAUUGGGUGUGCGAUUAUUGCUGCUAUGGAGUUGGACAGACUGGGGAAGGCGUGA
Macroventuria anomochaeta is the source of this 1386-nucleotide messenger RNA. RefSeq names its product hexokinase. Gene Ontology annotation, molecular function: ATP binding; D-glucose binding; mannokinase activity. NCBI's taxonomy places the organism in Eukaryota, Fungi, Ascomycota, Dothideomycetes, Pleosporales, Didymellaceae. The coding region runs from base 1 to 1386 and encodes 461 amino acids. The transcript is spliced from 2 exons. Gene Ontology annotation, biological process: intracellular glucose homeostasis; glycolytic process; glucose 6-phosphate metabolic process. The record is from RefSeq and is a predicted model, not a curated record. Gene Ontology annotation, cellular component: cytosol; mitochondrion.